GACAACUAAUAGCGUGUGAGGUGUAACGGCCUAAAUUUCAGGUUAAGCUUAUUUGUUUCGUUUAUAUUACAAAUAAUAAUUAAUUUCAUAGAAAAUAAUCAAUUUCUUCAAGCAUAGGAAAAACUGAACCAUAAAAAAUGAAACUAUUAGGUACUUAAUACAUUAAAAAGCAUUUAUAAUAAUUUCCUGUCACUAUAUUACAAAUGUUUAUAACGUCGUGUAUUAAUUCUCGUAGACUCUAUAUACUAUUCCGAUAAUUAAAACUAGUUAAGUGAUAAAAACUAUUCGGCUAUCGUAAAUUAUGGAAAUUUCAACCUAAAUGAUCUUAUAAAAAAAUCACUUGCAAAUUAUAGUUUAAAUAGUUUUAUUUUAAAAUAAUAUCGUGCAGUUCUUUCGUUGAAUUAUUACUAGAAACAUGCUUUUAACGGUUCUAUUUGCAAUACUUGCAUCCAGUUUAGCAAACCACUGCGACUUUAAAACCAAUAAAAUAUUUACAGUGAACGUGUAUAAGGAACUAGUUAAUCAAUCCGGAAAUGAUAAUUUGGUCGCGAGUGGACUUUCCGCUAAAAUUGUUUUAUCUUUGCUAGCCAACGGCGCUAAAGGAGAAACUUUAAAUCAACUACUGAAAGGACUAAAUCUACAGGACGAUAUAAAAUCUAUAAAUAAUGCAAAUAAACAAAUUUUAACUAAUUUAAAUAAAAAUGAAGUUGAUUUGAGUCUGGUAUUAGCAAAUAAAAUCUACCCAGCGCAGUAUUGUUCUAUUACGGAUAAAUUCAAUGCAACAGCUGUUGAAUAUUAUAGCAGUUCUAUAGAAACUGUAGAUUACGCCAAUCCAUCGAAUGCAGCGAAUAUUAUUAACCAAUGGGUAGAGAAACAAACCAAUCACAGAAUUAAGGACUUGAUUGACGCUUCCUUACUAACCACCUCGACUGCGCUGGUUCUAGUAAACGCUCUUUAUCUGAGCGGUAAAUGGCAGCACGAAUUUAAAAAGGAUAAUACCGAAAAAGGGGAUUUUCACGCGGUUACCGGUACCAAACAAAUGGAUAUGAUGUUCACUGAAGCUUUAUGUAAAUACAGCUACAGUGAAAAAUUCAAAGUUAAAUAUUUGGAAUUGAAUUUGGUGGGCGAACAAGUGAGCGUCAUUUUUAUAUUACCAGAUGAUUUGAAAGGGCUGAAAAAAAUCGAGGAAAAUUUGGCGGAAUACAUCGAAAAACGGGAUAUGGAAGAAGUUGCUGUUGCGAUUACGUUACCCAAAUUUAAAAUCACUUCCAAAAUCGAUUUCAAACCAAUAUUAAAAUCGCUGGGAAUCGAACGAAUAUUCACGAAUGAAGCUGAUUUAUCCGGAAUCUCGAAUAAUAGUAAAUUGAUUGUUGAUUUUAUUUUACAAAAAGCGUAUAUCGAUGUUAACGAAGAAGGAAUAGAAGCAGCAGCUGCAAGUGCAAUUGGGAUAAGCCGAAUGUCUGCUAUUACAGGAAAUGUUAAUUACACGUUUACUGCCGAUCAUCCAUUUUUAUUUUACAUUAAAGAAAAUAAUUACGACCAAAUAUUAUUUAUAGGCAGAUUUAACCAAUAGAAUAUAUAUGUAAUGAAUUUUAAUAGUAGAAUAAAAAGUUUUACGAAAA
Messenger RNA from Diorhabda carinulata, 1622 nucleotides. Its product is annotated as serpin B4-like. Bases 416 to 1573 code for a protein of 385 amino acids. Gene Ontology annotation, molecular function: serine-type endopeptidase inhibitor activity. The record is from RefSeq and is a predicted model, not a curated record. NCBI's taxonomy places the organism in Eukaryota, Metazoa, Arthropoda, Insecta, Coleoptera, Chrysomelidae. The transcript has 4 exons.